AUGGUGCCUCUCAUAUUACUUCUUGUCGCUCCUUUAGCCCAUUUCUCCACGGUCUCGGCGUCCCCGUUGUCCAUCUCCUCGACACCCUCAUCUUCUAUUCAUGAGUCGACAGACCAUGUCCUUCGGACUAUCAACCAGACAAAGAGGGAGACGUCAGGGUACCGCAAUGCUCUUUACUUCACAAACUGGGGUAUUUAUGGAGCGAACUACCAGCCUCAGCAGCUCCCGGCGGACAAGAUCACCCAUGUUCUCUACGCAUUCGCCGACAUUGGGUCUGACGGCGAGGUCAAAACAUCAGACUCCUACUCGGACCUUGAGAAGCAUUAUCCCACGGACUCAUGGAAUGAUCAGGGUGUCAACGCGCAUGGGUGUGUGAAACAACUGUAUCUUCUCAAGAAGAGGAACAGACAGUUAAAGGUUCUUCUCUCCAUCGGAGGAUGGACCUACUCGCCCAAGUUUGCCCCUGUGGCUGCGACAGACACCGGCCGCCAGAAGUUUUGCGAUUCCGCCAUCACCCUCAUGAAAGACUGGGGUUUCGACGGCCUCGACAUAGACUGGGAAUACCCCUCCUCCCCAUCCCAAGCCCAAGACUACGUCAACCUCCUCGCGACCUGUCGCGCGGGUCUCGACACCUACGCUUCACAGCACGCACCGGGUUACCACUUCACCCUAACCGCCGCGGCCCCGGCCGGCCCGCAAAACUACGACGCCCUAGACCUGCCCGGAAUGGAUCGCUACCUCGACGCUUGGCAUCUCAUGGCCUAUGACUACGCCGGUCCCUGGGAUACCACCACCGGGCAUCAGGCUAACUUGUUUCUGAACACGGAUAACCCGCCGGCUACCAAGUACAGCACCGAUCGCGCCGUGGCGGACUACACCGCGCGGGGGAUCGCGGCUCACAAGAUCGUUCUUGGGUUGCCGCUGUACGGUCGGGCCUUUGAAGGCACCCAGGGGCUUGGCCUACCCUAUGCUCAGUCUCAGUCCCAGUCUCAAUCUCAGAAUCAGACCCAAAGCCAGUCCCAAUCUCAGAAUCAGACCCAAAGCCAGUCCCAGUCCCAAACCCAGGACAACGGCGUCAUGCUAUACCGCGACCUACCGCGUGUAGGAGCAAACGAGAUAUGGGAUGCCUCAGCCCAAGCAAGCUACAGUUUCGAUUCAGCCGCAGGCGAACUAGUAUCAUACGACACGCCGGCCAGCGCGGCCGUGAAGGCGCAGUAUAUCCUCGAUCUCGGGCUCGGAGGGGCGGUGUAUUGGGAAGCGAGCGGAGAUAAGGACGGGGCGGCGAGUUUGGUUGGGGUGGUGGCCGAGGGGAUGGGUGGUGGCGGUGGGUUGGACGAGACGGAGAACUUGUUGGGGUUUCCGGAUAGUCGGUAUGAUAAUAUACGGGCGGGUGUGCCGGGGGAGUAG
Molecule: messenger RNA, 1407 nt
Organism: Dichotomopilus funicola
Lineage: Eukaryota; Fungi; Ascomycota; Sordariomycetes; Sordariales; Chaetomiaceae
Product: ThEn42
Exons: 4
Coding region: 1-1407 (468 amino acids)
Biological process (GO): carbohydrate metabolic process; chitin catabolic process
Cellular component (GO): extracellular region
Molecular function (GO): chitinase activity; chitin binding
Source: RefSeq, a predicted model, not a curated record